GUUCAGAAUAGGCCGGUCAUGAGCGAAGAUGCGGCCGUUGAUUAUCUGGAAAAGUUACAGCGUGUGCUGAAUUUAGUUGAUCAUGUGUUUUACGUGAAAUUAUGGAUGGCAGCUUUAACCGGUCUAGCGGAAGAAUCCGAUGAAGCUAGUUCAACGGGUCAAACACUUUUGUGGAAGAGUUUUGUUUUAGUCAAG
Messenger RNA from Acaulospora colombiana, 195 nucleotides. Lineage: Eukaryota; Fungi; Glomeromycota; Glomeromycetes; Diversisporales; Acaulosporaceae. The record is from the annotation of a GenBank genome assembly.